AGAAUCACAUGAGUUCAGGGAAAUAGAAACUGAAAUGUAGUUCAGCUGUUGUGUGUUUGUGUCUCUGUAUUAAUGCAGUAAAAUGGCAGAAGCCAGAGUUUCUCAGGAUGAGUUCUUGUGUCCGGUGUGUCUGGAUCUGCUGAAGGAUCCAGUGGCCAUUCCCUGUGGACACAGUUACUGUAAGAUCUGUAUUACAGACUGCUGGGAUCAGGAGGAUCAGAAGAGAGUCUACAGCUGUCCUCAGUGCAGACAGACCUUCAGUCCAAGACCUGCUUUAUCUAGAAACACCAUGCUGGCUGAAGUGGUGGAGAAACUGAAGGAGACCAGACUCUCUGCUGACUGUGACGCUGGAGCUGGAGAUGUGCAGUGUGACGUCUGUACUGGAAGAAAAUACAGAGCCGUCAAGUCCUGUCUGGUGUGUCUGAACUCUUACUGUCAGAAUCACCUCGAACAACAUGAGAGUUGGUUUAAAGGAAAGAGACACAAUCUGACUGAAGCUACUGGACGACUGCAAGAGAUGAUCUGCCAGAAACAUGAGAAGAUCCUUGAGGUUUUCUGUCGCACUGAUCAGAAGUGUAUAUGUUUGCUGUGUAUGAUGGAUGAACAUAAAAACCAUGACACUGUAUCAGCUGCAGAUCAGAGGACAGAGAAACAGAAGCAGCUGAAGGAGACUCAGAAGACGCUCCAGCAGAGAAUCCAGCAGAGAGAGAAAGAUCUCCAGCAGCUGAGAGAGACUGUGGAGUCUCAUAAGCGCUCUGCACAGACAGCAGUGGAGGACACUGAGAGGAUCUUUACUGAGCUCAUCCGCUCCAUUGAGAGAAGCCGCUCUGAGCUGAUACGACUGAUCAGAGAUCAGGAAAAGACUGCAGUGAGUCGAGCUGAAGAACGACUGGAGCGACUGGAGCAGGAGAUCAAUGAUCUGAGGAGGAGAGACACUGAGCUGGAGCAGCUUUCACACACACAGGAUCACAUCCAGUUCCUGCAGAGUUUCCAGUCUCUCUCAGCACCUCCUGAAUCUACAGAUGUAAAUGAUGAUCUCUUCAGUUCUCUCUUCUCUUCUGAUGCUCUGAGAGAAUCUGUCCAUCAGCUGAGAGACAAACUGGAGGAUUUCUGCAAAGAGAAGCUCAAGAAGAUCUCAGACAGAGACACAUUCACCAGCAUUGAUCUCUGGACCAGGGACGACUUCCUACAAUAUGCCCAUCAGCUCACUCUGGAUCUGAAUACAGUGAAUAAAAACCUCCUUCUGUCUGAGAACAAAAGAGUGAUUACAUACACUAACACAGAUCAGUCGUAUCCUGAUCACCCAGACAGAUUUGAUGUGUGUCAGGUGUUGUGUAGAGAGAGUGUGUGUGGACGCUGUUACUGGGAGAUUGAGUGGAGAGGACUUUUUGUGCAUAUAUCAGUGUCAUAUAAGAGCAUCCGCAGGAAGGGACGAGGUAAAGAGUGUUUGUUUGGAUAUAAUGAUCAGUCCUGGAGUUUGGAAUGCUCUCAGUUCAGUUACUCAUUCAUACACAAUAACAUAAAGACUGUUCUCCCUGUAGAGUCCACCAGCAGGAGAACAGGAAUGUAUAGUGUUGAUGAUUAUGAUGAUGUCAGGAGAAUAGGAGUGUUUGUGGAUCACAGUGCAGGAACUCUGUCCUUCUACAGCGUCUCUGACACAAUGAGCCUCAUCCACACAGUCCAGACCACAUUCACUCAGCCGCUCUAUCCUGGGUUUACUGCCUGGUCUCAAUCAUCAGUGAAACUGUGUUGAUGAAUCAGAAGAGACUGACGAGAUAUUCUACCCAUAAUGCUUUGAGCUUUGUGAUGAAUCAUUAACAGUGAGAUGUUAUAGUCUCUUCAUCACAAUAAUACUGCAGAUGAACUUCUGUCACUGAAAUAAUGUCAGAAUAAAUGUGUAAUAAAUUCUCAUAUAGACAGUAAGUGUGUGUGUGUGUGUGUGUGUGUGUGUGUGUGUGUGUGUGUGUGAGAGAGAGAGAGUCCUGCUGAGUGAGCAUGUGUUUCUGAGGUUUUCUCAACUUCUGUUUAUGUUUGUGUUGGUAAUAUAUAUAUAUUAAUCAUGAUCAAUAACUGUUUAUUUAAAAAACACUUUUAAUCUUAUUUCUGUUCUCUGACUGAUAUAAAUAAAGCUUCUAACCUCUUGAUUA
Molecule: messenger RNA, 2147 nt
Organism: Carassius gibelio (silver crucian carp)
Lineage: Eukaryota; Metazoa; Chordata; Actinopteri; Cypriniformes; Cyprinidae
Product: tripartite motif-containing protein 16-like
Exons: 6
Coding region: 83-1753 (556 amino acids)
Molecular function (GO): zinc ion binding; protein binding
Source: RefSeq, a predicted model, not a curated record